Pygocentrus nattereri (red-bellied piranha) is the source of this 4316-nucleotide messenger RNA. It is a transcript of the gene smc4, whose product is annotated as structural maintenance of chromosomes 4. Bases 187 to 4119 code for a protein of 1310 amino acids. Gene Ontology annotation, cellular component: chromosome. Gene Ontology annotation, molecular function: ATP binding; ATP hydrolysis activity; protein binding. NCBI's taxonomy places the organism in Eukaryota, Metazoa, Chordata, Actinopteri, Characiformes, Serrasalmidae. Gene Ontology annotation, biological process: mitotic chromosome condensation. The record is from RefSeq and is a predicted model, not a curated record. The transcript has 23 exons.
ACAACAAAGACACAAGUCUAAGUCUGGCUCAUGCACUGCAUGGCAAAAAAACACGACCUAUGGAUGCGUCUGAUGACGGGGGGUAACGUUGAGCUAGAAGAGCCCCUUUUCUUUAAGUCCAGAGGGAAGAUGAUGAAGGAUGGAUGAGCACCGGCUACGCUGGACCGAGUCAGGCCGUUGGAUCUAAUGCUGACCCUUGUCCAAUUUCUUCUCCAGAGCUUAAUCAUGCCAGCAAAAACGACAAAGAGCUCCACUGCUGCUAAGCCACGAGGGAAAGGGUCGCAGGAUGACUCCGACGAGGAGAUGCACCAUGUCCCCCCUACAGAAACCCACUCGGAUGGCCAAGACCCUCCACUGACUAAGGAUGCAGCUCCCGGGGAGCCUGCCGAGGCGGUGGUGGAUAAUCGAAGUUUGGAGGAGAUCCUCGGUAGCAUCCCUCCACCCCCGCCCCCAGCCAUGACCAAUGAACCAGGCGCUCCUCGUCUGAUGAUCACUCACAUCGUGAAUCGAAAUUUCAAAUCGUAUGCAGGGGAGCAGAUUCUGGGGCCUUUCCACAAGCGCUUUUCCUGCAUCAUCGGCCCAAAUGGCAGUGGGAAGUCCAAUGUGAUCGACUCAAUGCUCUUUGUAUUUGGAUACAGAGCUCAAAAAAUCAGAUCCAAGAAGCUCUCAGUCUUAAUUCACAGCUCUGACGGACACAAAGACAUCCAGAGUUGCACUGUAGAGGUGCACUUUCAGAAGAUCAUCGAUAAGGAAGGAGAUGACUACGAUGUCAUCCCCAACAGCAAGUUCUAUGUUUCAAGAACUGCCGGUAAAGAUAAUUCCUCAGCCUACCACAUUAAUGGCAAAAAGGCAACUUUCAAAGAUGUUGGAACUUUGCUCCGUAGCCAUGGCAUUGACCUUGACCACAACCGAUUUCUUAUUCUGCAGGGGGAAGUGGAGCAAAUUGCUAUGAUGAAGCCCAAAGGCCAGACAGAGCAUGACGAAGGUAUGCUGGAAUACCUAGAGGACAUUAUUGGCUCCUGCCGACUCAAAGAGCCCAUCAACACUUUGUGCAGACGAGUAGAGCUACUCAAUGAACAGAGGGGCGAAAAGCUGAAUCGUGUGAAGCUGGUGGAGAAGGAGAAGAAUGCCCUGGAGGGUGAGAAGAACAAAGCGGUCGAAUUUCUCACUUUGGAGAAUGACAUGUUCAAGAAGAGGAGCCAACUCUGCCAGUUCUAUGUGCAUGAUCUGCAGCAGCGUAUGGCUGAAAAGGAAGCAGAGAAACAACAGAUCCAGGAGGACACCAAGGGACUGACUGAAAAAAGCAACCAGCUCGCAGAGGAAAUGAAGGGGAAGAACGAGGCCCUGAAGAAUGUGGAGAAGAAAUUGGGCAAGUUAACUAAGUUCAUUGAGAAUCAGAAGGAGAAGUUCACCCAGUUGGACCUCCAGGACGUAGAGGUGCGCGAGAAGCUGAAGCACACCAAAAACAAGACCAAGAAACUGCAUAAACAGCUACCAAAGGACAAGGAGAAGCUGGAAGAGGUAAGAAAUGUUCCUGCCAGCAGUGAGAAGAUCAUUAUGGAGGCCUCUGCACAGAAGGAGGAGCUGGAGAGGCAGAAAGUGAAGGAGGAGGAGGCACUGGCCCAGGUGAUGGAGAGCCUUAAAGAGGAGACCAGCGGCUUGCAGCUGGAAAAAGAGCAAAAAGAGAAGGAGCUUCUGGAGCUGAGUAAGGCUGUGAAUGAGACUCGCUCACAAAUGGAUGUGGCUCAGUCAGAGCUGGACAUCUACCUGAGCCAGCACAAUACAGCAGUAUCACAGCUCAACCAGGCCAAAGAGACCCUACAGGGCACUGCUGACACACUACGUGAGAGGAGGGCUGCUAUCAAAGAGCUGCAGGUUAAAAUACCGAAAUGUGAGCAGGAGCUCAAAAAGGAUGAACAGGAGCUGGCACAGAUCUCUGAGCAGGAUGGGCAGGUCCGGGCAACGGUCAGUGACAUGAGACAGAAGGUCGAGGAGGCGAAAAGCUUUCUGUCCUCCAACCGGAGCCGUGGCAAAGUGCUGGAUGCCCUCAUGCAGCAGAAACGGAGUGGCAAGAUCCCUGGUGUCCUGGGACGCUUGGGUGACUUAGGGGCCAUUGAUGAGAAGUAUGAUGUUGCCAUCUCUUCAAGCUGUGGCUCACUUGAUAACAUCUUGGUGGACACCAUUGACACGGCUCAGAAAUGUGUCACCUUCCUCAAGGCCCAGAAUAUUGGCGUGGCCACUUUCAUUGCUCUAGAUAAGAUGAAAGUGUGGGAAAAAAGCAUGGGUGCCAUCUCCACACCAGAAAACAUUCCCCGGUUGUUCGAUAUAGUAAAGGUGAAAGACGAAGCCAUCCGGCCUGCAUUCUACUUUGCUCUGAGAGACACGUUGGUGGCUAAAGACCUGGAGCAAGCCACUAGAGUGGCCUUCCAAAAAGAGAAACGCUGGAGAGUGGUUACUCUGCAGGGACAGAUCAUUGAACAGGCUGGCACUAUGACUGGAGGAGGAGGGCGUGUAAUGAAAGGCAGAAUGGGCUCUUCUAUUGGCACUGAAGUCACACAGGAACAGCUGGAUCGUAUGGAGAGUUCCCUGAAAGAGAAGGUGGUGCAGCUGCAGGACUGGCAGCAAAGGAAACAGCAGCUUGAGGAGAAGGUGCAAAAACAGAGACGGGAGCUCAGAGACAUGAAGAACACAUUGGAGAAAUACACAGCCAGCAUUCAGAGCCUUGAAGAGCAGGAAAUUCACCUGAAGUCUCAGAUGAAGGAGUUGGAAGCUAAUGUUAUUGCAGCUGCCCCAGACAAGGCUAAGCAAAAACAAAUGGAGAAGAGUCUGGCUGCCUUUAAGAAAAACUUCGAAGCUGCCUCCAGCAAGGCAGGAAAGGUUGAGGCUGAGGUGAAACGACUCCACACCCUGAUUGUGGACAUCAACAGCCACAAGCUGAAGGCUCAGCAGGACAAAUUGGAUAAGGUCAACAAAGAACUAGAUGAAUGUUCCUCAGCCAUCACUAAAGCCCAAGUGGCCAUUAAGACUGCGGGACGUAAUCUGAAGAAGUCUGAAGAUAUAGUAGCUCGUCUAGAGGCCGAGAUCGCAGAGAACGAGAAACUCAUGGAGGAGCUUAUGGAGGUGUUGAAGAAACUGGAAGAUCAAGCAGGAGAGAUCAUGAAGACUUGCCAAGAGGCAGAGGAGGCACUGCCAGAGGUACAGGAAGAACAUCGUGGAGUCUUGCAGGAGAUCAAAGCCAUCCAGGACCAGGAGCAUUCUCUGCAGAAAGAGUCCCUGAACGUCCGUCUGAAAGUGGAGCAAAUCGACGCAGCCAUUGCCGAGUGCCAGAAUAAGAUGAAACACUGGGAAAAAGAAUCCACAAAGAUCACUCUGCAUUCGAUUGAUGAUAAACCAGCAGAAGAACUGCCUAAGUUGACCCCAGUAGAGCUGGAGGCCAUUAAGAACCCAGAUGUCAUUAAAAAUGAGAUCGCUCUGCUGGAGGAUCGCUGUGCCCAGAUGAAGCCCAACCUAGGAGCUAUAGCAGAGUUCAAGAAGAAGGAGGAGCUGUAUUUGCAGAGAGUAUCUGAACUGGAUGAGAUCACCACUCAGAGAGACAACUUCAAGCGGGGGUGUGAGGACCUACGGAAGCAGAGACUGAACGAGUUCAUGGCUGGAUUUAACAUCAUUACCAAUAAACUGAAGGAGAACUACCAGAUGUUGACACUAGGUGGUGAUGCAGAGCUGGAGCUAGUGGACAGCCUGGACCCUUUUUCUGAGGGCAUCAUGUUCAGUGUGCGUCCCCCUAAGAAGAGCUGGAAGAAAAUCUACAACUUGUCUGGAGGGGAAAAGACUCUGAGCUCUUUGGCUCUGGUCUUUGCUCUGCACCAUUUUAAGCCUACACCUCUCUACUUUAUGGAUGAGAUAGAUGCUGCAUUGGAUUUCAAGAAUGUGUCUAUUGUGGCCUGCUACAUUUAUGAACAAACCAAGAAUGCUCAGUUCAUCAUAAUUUCUCUGAGGAACAACAUGUUUGAGAUGGCUGACCGCCUGAUAGGCAUCUACAAGACACACAACACCACUAAGAACGUGGGCAUCAACCCCAAAACCAUUGUCCUCAAGAAUGUUGAAGUUGCAUCAGGCUGAACGCACAAACGUGUACAUUUCUAAAGUGAUGACUUUAAAGGUAUUCUGUGUUUUUGUCUUUCAGAUCUUUACUGUUUUUAAGAAGCCUUUAAUUUCACUUCUUACAUUUUUCUCUACUUUUCUCAUGUGUAAUUUAAUUCCUUCUGUCUUCCUGUUUCAAAUGCUGCUGUUUAUACAAUUAAAAUUUAUAUAAAUGA